UUGUGCAGAGGCCGCGAGGAUAAUAAUCACUCGCAUUUAUAAUCUGGGAUGGACCCUAGUCCGAAGCCGGCCAGUGCCCCUCCCCACAACUCAAACAGCACCCACGACGGCGCUGAUACGCACCAGCCAAAGCCGAGGAAGUCGCGGAACAAGCAGCCCUCCGCUCUCCCUCGCCCAUCCGACCCCCCGGACAACCCGGACGGCCGCAGUACGUCCCGCCUGUCCAACGUCCGCGACCAGCCUCCGCCCGACGCGCCUCGCUUCACCGCCCAUCUCCAGCCCUAUCCCGGGCCCACGUCCCCCGCCUACGUGAUGAACCCGUCCUACCCAGUGAAUGGUAAUCCGUACCCAUCCUCGCCCUCGCCCUUCCACCAGCCCGCCGCGGCGCCCUCUCCGGCCAACGGCCAGAGCCCACACAUUCCCUCGGGCAUGCCGAACCACGUUGCUCACUACUCGUAUGCCCUCCAUCAUCCCUCCUCAUACCCGCAGCAUGGCUAUCCUUCAUACCCGUCCUACCCGUCCUCGGGCAUGAUGCACAUAUACAGCAGCCCCCAGUCCGGCCAUCCAGAGAGCAGCGCGCGCAGCCCCGCUAUCCCGUCGCCUGCACCACCAUCCGCGUCCACCGCGGGCACUAAGCGUAAAAGGAAGUCUUCCGAUGGUCCUUUCGAUCCCAGGGCAUCUAAUCAAGGCCAUCCAACAGAUUCUAGCGGUGACAUCGUGCGCACGUCAUCGACGCAGGGCUCCUCAACCACCGUCGUCGACACCAAGAAGCGUACCAAGACUCAGCGCGCAUGCGACAGCUGCCGGAGUCGCAAGAUCAGAUGCGACGUCCUUUCCGACAGCGAUCCGCCCGUAUGUCAGCAUUGCAAGCAGUACGGCUUCGAAUGCACGUUCUUCCUUCCAAUCACCGAGACGCGGUUCAAGAAGAAGAAAUUGGAGGAGGAGGCGGCACAGGUAGCAGCGGAGAAGGACAAGGAGGGUGAUCGGAGUACACAUUCGCCGCAGGCCGACAACGGGAAGAACGCAGAUGUCAGAGUGUUCGGCCCGACUUCCGCGACCUACAUGUUGCACUCGCAAGCGAUGAUCUCGUCGCGCGCGUACGAGUCGUUCGACAUGCGAUACCACCACUCCUGGGACGUGAGUUCAACAAGUGGGGAUGGCGUUAUUCGCGUCCAUGAACCGCAGCAAGGCGAACUCCAGCUCGCGCUUCCAAAACCAGUCGACUUGCGGAUUGAACGAGACGUUGUCGAGAAGCUCGUCAACGCGUACUUCACCGACGUCGCUCCCAUGCUGCCCAUCGUAACGCGCGACGAGUUCAUCGCGAGCAGCCCUCCACCACCGGUGCUGCUGUAUGCAAUGUGCCUGAUCGCUGCGGCGAGUCGGGAUGUGCCCCAGAACGUGUACGACUCAAUACGUUACGCCGUGAACAGCCUCAUCAAGGCAGAGGACGUCAUGAGCACGGCGUCGACGGUCAACAUGCAAGCCUUGCUGAUCUUGGCGAUGUGCGGUGACUGUCACUCUCAGUUCGUGCCUAAUGCCCUUUCUGCUCUGUGGAUUCGGCUCGGAUGCGCCAUCCGAAUGGGACAGGACCUCGGGUUCCAUCGCGCAGAGUCGGUCAAGCAGAACAUCGAGCUCCGGCGACGAUUGUGGGGCAUCUGCGUGAUAAGCGACCGCUGGAUAAGUCUGACUUAUGGGCAUCCGUACAUGAUUGACGUCCAGGACUGCGAUGCACGGCUGCCGUCGUCCGGGGACCCGAAUGACAGGUACCUCGACGAGCUCGUCCGCUUGAGCGUUGUACUGGGCAGGGUAAUGAAGGCAAUAUACACUCCUGCUGGCCUGACCGUCACUACGGACGAACAACUGUACGCGUUACUCGCAGAGAUUGACGCAUGGAAGUCUAAGCUCCCUGAGGACCUACGGUUCCACGGCCCCGACACACCUCAGAACGCUGGGUUGCUCUUCAUGUUCUACGUCUGCGUGAACAUUCUCUUCUGGCGCGUCUUCAUGCGUAUAUCGUACGCGUGCCCUGCGCAUCUCAAGUUUGCCCUGACCGUCGAGAAGUGGACGGAGCUUGUGCAACUGUCGGGCCAAGUGAUUGACUGGCUCGACGCGCACGAGCAGCUGUAUGACGUCUGGUUAUUGGUCGCUUAUUGUGCUACGUCGUGUGCGCUUGUCCAGUAUCACACAUGGGCGAGGCGACGGGACCCAGAAGCGCAAGCGAGGCUGAAGAAGCUCCGGGACUGUAUACGGAAGUGGGAGGCUUCUCUCUCGCCUGACCAUAUGUCAGCACGACGAAAGAAUGCGGAGAUCAUCGCGCUCCUAUACGAGGCAACGCAGGGUCAGCAGGACCCGACCGCGUUACCCGCGUUGAACCCGACGGGCGGUGUUAAGGGUAAGCCGCCCUUGACAAAUUCGCUGGUGUUCAAGAAGGACCCGUCGAGGCCUGGUGGAGGUGUCUUCGUCGCGCACACGAAGCCGAAAGAGGGCGAGGUCGAUGAACAUUUACCGGAGGGCACAAUUAUCAGCGGAGAUGCUACUGAAGGUGAGAUGCCCGCGGAUGCGGUGUCUGGCGUUGGAGCAAGCAAUGACCUCGCCGUCUCGUCCGUUUCUUCCUCCGGUUAUCCGGCGUGGUCGUCUGCGUCGGUAGCCGGGAGCUCGGGACAGGACCGGCAGCAGCACCAACAGCCGCAGGUGUCAUCGCAACGGCCGCAAGAGCAGAUGCAGCAAGAUGCUCCCAUGGUACAGUACCCCCAAAGUGACGGGAGCUACUCGAACGUCAACCCCGUGCUGAACGACCCAUCGCUACCCGGGAACGUGCAGGUGAUGAAUGUGUUGGAUGUACCCCAGGCGUCCAACACGCUCGAGCAGCUCGCCAUGGCGGAUACUGCCUUCAUGGAGGGUAUUCCUAACAGUAUGUUCGAGUGGAACCAAUGGGACCACUUCUUCGCCCGGUUCGCGCCCCAGCUGCCCCAGUUCCAGCAGCAGCAACGGGGCGACGCCGGGAUGCAACCCGCGUCGUCACCUCAAGCGCACACACCUCAGCAGCAAUACCAUUAUCCUUCUGGGAUGUAGUGUGCAUUAUGUUUAGUGUUUCUGUCUUGGGACCCGGUUGCUUAGGCGGGGUGGGGUGUAUUGGCUGAAGACUUAAAGUACUUUAAUAGCUUUUACUGCGCUCUUGCAAUGUCGUACUGUGUUGGCUCUCCUGAUGUUUGUCUCUAUAACCGUCUCCUCGUUAUCGCGAUUGCUUUCGAGCUUGUGCAUUAGCCUACUUCAUGGUCGCGGGACGAGGACACAGCCACGCCGAUUGUCGGACC
Rhodofomes roseus is the source of this 3314-nucleotide messenger RNA. RefSeq names its product fungal-specific transcription factor domain-containing protein. Gene Ontology annotation, cellular component: nucleus. Gene Ontology annotation, molecular function: DNA binding; DNA-binding transcription factor activity, RNA polymerase II-specific; zinc ion binding. The coding region runs from base 49 to 3072 and encodes 1007 amino acids. Lineage: Eukaryota; Fungi; Basidiomycota; Agaricomycetes; Polyporales; Fomitopsidaceae. The transcript is spliced from 11 exons. Gene Ontology annotation, biological process: DNA-templated transcription. The record is from RefSeq and is a predicted model, not a curated record.